UUACAUCUAUCAAUACCGUGUGUUGUACACCGAACAGCCGACGUUCUUUGUGCGCCAGUAACACGGUCGAAACGGCAUCCGUGUGACAUAGCUUGGGCAUUAGGAAAUCAAAUAACAAACGUUCGACGACUCGUGGCGUGCAUCUGCCAUAAUAAUAUACCUGUUAUUCUAUUCUAUUCUACGCCGUGAACUCGCCACUUGUCGUAAGGUUGGUUGCGAGCACACGUUGUACCUUGCAAACUCCUUUUGAAUCGGCUCAGAAAUGAUUUUUGUGACGGCCGACCGAACAAAAUUUCUCAAUUCCGUCCGGGCCAUUGCCUGCGGGUUGGUGGUGACUGUCGAAUAGUUGAGUUUUGUCUAUUAAUCUGUAGCUAUAGCCCGUGCUAUGGAAAACCCAACAAUCGUUGAAAUAAUAUUAUAAAGUUUUAAUUUUUCUUUAUUAUCUCUUCGAAAACCAUAUCGUCUUGACAGUAAUCAGCUGUACGAGUACCGCACGAAUUGCCAGCAGUAGCAACGACCAUGCAAGGAAAACUGCCCAUCAAACCUGAACCGACUGAUACACAAGCCAUAACACAACAUCCAAAAAUGAGAAAUGACGAUGGAUUCUCGAGAAAUACAAGUUUUUCUUCAAUUAAUUUGGACAUAUGCAGAAUAUGCCAUUGUGAAGGUGAUAUUGACACACCGUUAAUAGCUCCGUGUUAUUGUGCGGGUUCAUUGCGAUUUGUUCAUCAAGUAUGUCUACAGCAAUGGAUUAAAUCUUCAAAUAUUCGAUGUUGUGAACUAUGCAAAUUCCAAUUCAUUAUGCAAACCAAAACUAAACCAUUUAGUCAGUGGGAGCAUUUAGAAAUGUCUGGUAUGGAACGUAAGAAACUUGUUUGCGCCAUGUUGUUUCAUAUAAUUGCUAUGACUUGUGUAUGUUGGUCACUGUACGUGUUGAUGGAUCGCACUCUCGACGAAGUCGAACAAGGUUCGUUGGAAUGGCCAUUUUGGACAAAACUGAUUGUUGUAGGCAUUGGAUUUACCGGUGGAGUAGUUUUCAUGUAUAUACAAUGUAAAUCAUAUUUUAUGUUGUGUCAACGAUGGAAAGCUUACAACAGGGUAAUAUAUGUCCAAAAUGCACCGGAGAAACCUCAAAAACAUCAAAGUGUUCUUAUUGACGUUGCCGAGUGUAGCUCGGUAGAAACCAAUACUUUGUCGGCAGUGCCGUCCAAGACGCCUCUUGAACAAAAUGAUGAGACUAGUAUUGAUCUCAAGGGUGUGCGUAAUGUUCAUAUAUUCUUCAACAACGAAGAUAAUCCAAUUAGAUUCCAGGAGGUCGACAAUCGUGAACAAGAAGAUGCUGAAAAAGUAAUGCCCAACGACACUGGAACAUCAUGGCACAUCCAAAUAGGGAAGACUCAAGGAGAAAAUCCUGAAGGUGAAUGUAGUCAAGCCGCGGUUGGUCAGGCGAGUCAGUCAGACCCGUCGUUUUUAAAACUACAAAUAAAAACGGCAGAAAUAGUUAUAAAAUUUGGACAAAACGAACCGGUGCCAAAUGAAAACGAGUUGGACUCAAAAAAUGUCAAUAUUCAAAUUGAAGAAACAAAAUCUAAAAGCGAUAUACCUGACACUACAACAACAAACCCUGUUCAGAUUAGACUGGAUUUUGCACGCGACAAAACGUAUGAAGAAAUGGAAGAAGGCCAUGGAUCACCUUCCCAGUCGCCGUUACUGUCAUCAAGACGACUCUCUAGCUAUAGAGGAGAUAAAUAAUAGUUAAAAUAUAGACAUUUUUCAUAAGCUGAUCUGUGAUUGAACAGAAAAUUAUACGUUGUUUUUAAAACACAUUUUUCCCCUUUAGUUGAAAUUUUUAGACGCAUUUAUCAUAUUUGUAUAAAUAUGUGUUUUGGACUUUGGACAUCAAUAUUAGAUAUUUGUUUGUAUUUAAAUAUUAUAAUACAUGUUAGAAUUUGCAUAUUUAUUUAUAUUUAGGAGCUCAAUAUUGAUUAUAUGUUUUUUUAUAGGUUAUUUUUUUUUUUAAUUAUUAAUACAUUUUACGUUUUUGUAAUUUUCGACCCGGUAAAGACUGAGUUACUAAUAUUGUGAUUUUGAUAAUAUUAUAUGUAAACAAAAUUUUUUUUUUUUUUUGUACAAUUUUUGUUUAGCUACUUUUUUUUGUUAAUUACUAACCUUGACAAAUUUUACAUGUAUUAUGUAUAUAGUAUAUCUGUGUAUACACUAUAGUUAAUAAGAUGUAAUGUUAAACUCGACUAGUGAGUGAUUAAAGUGUCAUAAUUUUCAUUUUUUUAAAUUAUUAUUUAAACACCAUUUCUUGAAUUCACAAGAUC
This is a messenger RNA of Adelges cooleyi (spruce gall adelgid), 2327 nucleotides long. RefSeq lists its product as uncharacterized. Bases 520 to 1752 code for a protein of 410 amino acids. The transcript is spliced from 5 exons. Gene Ontology annotation, molecular function: MHC protein binding; zinc ion binding; ubiquitin protein ligase activity. The record is from RefSeq and is a predicted model, not a curated record. NCBI's taxonomy places the organism in Eukaryota, Metazoa, Arthropoda, Insecta, Hemiptera, Adelgidae. Gene Ontology annotation, cellular component: lysosome; early endosome membrane; late endosome membrane. Gene Ontology annotation, biological process: antigen processing and presentation of peptide antigen via MHC class II; protein polyubiquitination; immune response.